This is a messenger RNA of Leptosomus discolor (cuckoo roller), 1879 nucleotides long. The record is from RefSeq and is a predicted model, not a curated record. Lineage: Eukaryota; Metazoa; Chordata; Aves; Leptosomiformes; Leptosomidae.
CCGUUGCCUUGCAGGGAUGCCUGGCUGGGAGGUAGGCGACUGAAGGGCAGGCAUGGAAGGGAGAGGACCCUACCGCAUCUACGACCCUGGCGGGGGCUCAGAGGAGAAUGCAUCCACGGCCUUUGAGCGGCUGGUGGAGGAGAACACCCGGCUGAAGGAGAAGAUGCAGGGGAUCAAGUCUAUCGGAGAGCUGCUGGAGGAGUCCCAGGUGGAGGCAUCCAAGCUGCGGCAGAAGGCAGAGGACCUCGUGAAAGACAACAAAAUGCUGAUCGCGUCAUCUUCCUUGGAGGAUCUGGUGGAAACUGGAGCCGUCGGCCCUGAUCCCAGCUCUACGCGGGCUGCCCCAGGCAGCGCCCAGCCAGACACGGAAGCACGGAAAUCUCCUCCAAGUGGAUCCUCCUCGGAGUUUGAGAUCGUCGCUGUCGAAGCACAGGGGUUUCCUCAGGAGAGUGGGAGAACGGACUUGGAGCAGCCGCCGAAUGAGGAUGCCAACCUGCUGCCCCAGCUGCAGCAGCUGGAGAGCACGCUGAGCGGCUGCGCCAAGGAGGCCAGCAAGGACCAGGUCUUCGUGCGCAUGGGCUACAUGGCCUCUGAGCUCAAGCGCCUGGCCUCCAAGGUGCACAAGAAUGAGCAGAGAACAUCGUUCCUGCAGACGCUGUGUGAGACGCUGCACAGUGAGAACAAGGAGCUGCGAACCAAGCUGGAACGGGACCUGGAGCAGAGAAACCAGGCACUGGAGAAGCUCAGGUGUGAGAACCAGGAGCUCCGGAGGAUGGUGACGCUGAGCAGCCAGGACAGUGGGAAGAGGGAAGCUGCUGAGCAGCAGCAGCAGAGCGGAGCCACGGUGGAGAAGGCGCCGGGCAGAGGAGAGCUGGAGGCCAAGGAGAAGAAGGUGAAGAUCCUGGAGCACCAGCGCAGGGAGCUACUGGAGGUGAAUAAGCAAUGGGAUCAGCAUUUCCGAGCCAUGAAGCAGAAGUACGAGCAGAAGGUCACGGACCUGCACCAGGAGCUGGCCGAGGCCCGCAGGGCACUGACUGAGCUGGAGGCAGAGCGGGAGCAAAAGCAACGGGAUUUCGACCGCAAGCUGCUCCUGGCCAAGUCCCGGAUUGAAACAGAGGAGGCAGAGAAGGAGAGGCUGGCCAUGGAGGUGAGGGACCUACAGCAGAGGAUGCGGUUCCUGCAGGAGCAGCUGGCUCCAGUCACCAGGCAGCGGGAAUACCAGGAAAAGGAGAUCCAGAGGUUGAACAAGGCUUUAGAGGAGGCCCUGAAUGUCCAGGCCUCUCCACCACCCAUCUUCGCUAGCACCAUGGAGACGGCGGGGAAGGUGCCACAGCAGGAGCUGCUGACCCAGAAUGAGCUACUCAAGCAGCAGGUGAAAAUUUUUGAGGAGGACUUCCAGCGAGAGCGGAGUGACAGAGAGAGGAUGAACGAGGAGAAGGAAGAGCUGAAGCAGCAGCUGGAAAAGCUGCAGAAGCAGUUGGUCCUCUCCAAUAACCAGCUGCGAGCUUCCAAGGACGACUGCCAGAGGGAGAAAGAGGAGAAGGAGAAGCUGAAGAAGCUGCUGAAACAGCACAAACAGGCUUCUGGAGAGAGGCUGCAGCCGGGGCCGCUGGGCCCUGCCUGCCCCAUGUACCAGUACCAGUACAGUCCCCCCAUGGCUCACCCCAUGUACCAUGGCUUCGACGAGUGGCAGCAGAUCCGAUACCCACCAGCAAUGCCGGGCGAGCACACGCCAGGACAAAAUUUCCACCAUUUUCCCCCGCCCGAGUACCCCUGGCGCCCACCCUGCGCCAUGGCUCGCAGCCAGAACACCCAGGCAGUGGCUGGGGUGAAACCGGUCCCCAAGGACUUGGAACAGGCAGGUCCCAGAUUGCCCUAA